AUGGUAGCCACUGUCAAGCGAACUGUAAGAAUUAAGACUCAACAAGCCAUCUUACCAGAUGUCCCUCCUCCUGUGGAAAAUUUUCCUAUGCGUAAAUGGAGCAUUGAAAUAGUACUGUUAGAUGAACAAGGAAAUGAGAUCCCAGCUACCAUUUUUGACAAGGUUGUAUACCAUUUGCAUCCUACAUUUGCUAAUCCCACAAGAACUUUCACCGACCCACCUUUCAAGAUAGAAGAGCAAGGCUGGGGUGGAUUUGAGCUUUUAAUAAGUGGCCAUUUGCUAGAAAAAGCAGGUGAAAGAAAGCUAACGCAUGACUUGCAUUUUAUGAAAGACUCUUACCAGAUUGAUCACGUAAUUCAAGUACCUAUUAACAAGCCACUACUUAAGGCGGAGCUACUGAAAAGUGGGCCGGUAGAUGAAGUCGCGACCACUCCUGCUGCGACAACGCCUUCUGGAACUGUGGAAAAGCGCAAAGCAGCUACCAAUGGUGAGCCAAAAACCAAAAAAGCAAAAACUGGUACAGCCAGUGCUGUAAAGGGCAGUGUUGAUCUUGAGAAACUGGCAUUUGGGUUAACAAAAUUGAAUGAGGACGAUUUGGUUGGGGUCGUUCAAAUGGUUACAGAUAACAGAACACCUGAAAUGAACAUUACCAACAACAUCGAGGAAGGCGAAUUCAUAAUUGAUCUAUACAGCUUACCUGAAGGCCUAUUGAAGAGUUUGUGGGAGUACGUCAAAAAAAACAUCGAAUAA
Lachancea fermentati is the source of this 750-nucleotide messenger RNA. Lineage: Eukaryota; Fungi; Ascomycota; Saccharomycetes; Saccharomycetales; Saccharomycetaceae. The record is from the annotation of a GenBank genome assembly.